AUGGCCGAUUUUGGAGAGAUCCUAAGGAAUAUUGGGGAGUUCGGAACCUUCCAGAAGCUCCUCAUCUGUGCAGUUUCCUUCCCAAGUAUCACAUUUACUUUGGAAGGCGCUUGCAUACUUUUUAUCCAGUCAGAUCCAAAUCGGCACUGCAACACGGACUGGAUCCUUAAGGCUGACGCUAACCUGACCUUGCAGGAGCAGCUGAACCUGACCAUUCCUCUGGAGCAGGAUGGUUCCUUCAGCAGGUGUCGCAUGUUUGCUCCGGUGGACUGGGACAUCGGAGCCAUCAGGGAGCACGGACUCAAUGAGACCACGGUGUGCCAGAAUGGUUGGGAGUACGAGAGGUCACUUUAUACAGCCACCAUAAUCACUGAUUUUGAUCUCGUAUGUGACCGUGCUCACUUACCGCAAGUGGCGCAAUCAGUGACAAUGUUGGGCGUUCUGCUUGGUGCUCUCUUAUUUGGACCCUUUGCUGGUCGUAAACGAGCAGCUCAAAUUGCUUUGGUUAUAAACUUCAUUUUUAUUGUACCAAACUACUGGCAAUUUCGACUCUCACAGUUUUUGAUGGGCGCUGGCGGCUCAGGUGUUCGGCUGAACGGCAUUACGUUGGAUAAACUCGUCCAUCCUGUCUUCGAGAGAGCGGACGCUAGCCAGCAGCAGGCUCGGCAGCGGUGGCCGAGUCGCUACAGCCUUUAG
Messenger RNA from Dunckerocampus dactyliophorus (ringed pipefish), 696 nucleotides. Its product is annotated as solute carrier family 22 member 14-like. NCBI's taxonomy places the organism in Eukaryota, Metazoa, Chordata, Actinopteri, Syngnathiformes, Syngnathidae. The record is from RefSeq and is a predicted model, not a curated record.